CUUAACCAUGCCAGGAGGCCUGCAUCCACCGCUUUCGGUCAUGGAAUCAUGGCCUGCGCGCAACACCAUCAACCCGGAAACCCAUGGGGCAGCGUCCAUUGCGCUCCCAGUUAUCUUCGGAUCCAUCGCAGUCACAGCAGUCAUACUUCGACUAUGGGCUCGCUGCGUAAUUCAGCGACAGGGUAAACUAGACGACAUAUUCAUCGCAUUAGCACUAAUCCCAGCCAUAGGCCUCAACAUCAGCUUCCCCCUGGGAGCCUACACCUACGGCGAAAACCACCACGUAUGGGACAAUACACUCCCCCAACUCCUCCAAUCUCGCAAACUCGCCAUCGCACAAGAACUAUUCUACAUCCUCUCCUCGUGCUUUACCAAGAUCUCAGUCCUACUCUUCUAUCGGCGCAUGGGCCACCGGACCACCAUCUCCCCUCGCUUCCUCAACAUCAUCUACAUCAGCAUCGCCAGCGUAGCAGCCUACACGCUCGCCUUCUUCAUCGUAAUCUGGGUCGCCUGUCGUCCCUUCUCGGCCUACUGGAUGGAAGUCGACCCGGAGUAUACCGCCACGCACAAAUACACGUGCUACAAUGAACCUGCCCAUCUCAUCGCCGCGACGUUUAUAAGUCUUGUGCAGGAUAUCGUGGCCACAACACUACCCGCUGUGUUGUGUUGGAGUUUGCAGAUGAGGCUGAGGCAGAAGGUGUUGCUCAAUGGGGUGGUGUUUGGGUUGGGGUAUUUGGCUGCUGUUGUGGCUGGGGUGAGGGUGUGGUUUCUUUAUAGGAUGUUUUAUGUCAGUUAUGAUGCAAGCUGGGACGUUUGGUAUUGCUGGGUGCUUGCUAUGUUGGAGGUGGAUGUUGCCGUGGGGUGUUCGUGUUUGCCCGGGGUUAAUGUUUUUGUGAGGAGCGUGGGGUGUGGUGGGGGCAGGAAGGGAGGAAGUGGGAGUGGGAGUGGGGUGGGGUCGUGGAGUUGGCGUGUUGGGAGGAGUCGGAGUUGGAGUUGGAAGUGGGUUAAGGAGGGGGGCGUGGGGGUUCAUGUUAGUACUAGGAUGAGAGCCAAUACUGUUGAUGGGGAAGCAAGGGGGGUGAAGAAUGAAGGGGGUGAGAGGGGGUCGAAUGAUACGGAGAGGGAUCUUUUGGAUAGGCAGGCUGGUAGUGUGGUUGAGUUGAAGGUGUAUAGACAGGUGUCGGAGGGUGAGGUGUAA
This is a messenger RNA of Aspergillus neoniger CBS 115656, 1198 nucleotides long. RefSeq lists its product as uncharacterized. The transcript is spliced from 3 exons. The record is from RefSeq and is a predicted model, not a curated record. The coding region runs from base 8 to 1198 and encodes 396 amino acids. Lineage: Eukaryota; Fungi; Ascomycota; Eurotiomycetes; Eurotiales; Aspergillaceae.